Saccoglossus kowalevskii is the source of this 2032-nucleotide messenger RNA. RefSeq names its product T-complex protein 1 subunit zeta. The record is from RefSeq and is a predicted model, not a curated record. NCBI's taxonomy places the organism in Eukaryota, Metazoa, Hemichordata, Enteropneusta, Harrimaniidae. Gene Ontology annotation, biological process: protein folding. Gene Ontology annotation, molecular function: ATP hydrolysis activity; ATP-dependent protein folding chaperone; ATP binding.
CGGCAGUCUGAGUACCUUAGGAAUCUAAAAUGGCGUCGGCUAUCAAGUCUCUCAAUCCAAAGGCUGAAGUUGCUAGAGCUGCUCAAGCACUUGCUAUCAAUAUCAUUGCAGCAAGAGGUCUUCAGGAUGUACUCAAGACGAAUCUCGGACCAAAAGGAACCAUCAAAAUGUUGGUAUCUGGCAGUGGUGAUAUCAAAUUAACUAAGGAUGGUAAUGUGUUGCUUCAUGAAAUGCAAAUUCAACAUCCUACCGCUUCUUUGAUUGCCAAAGUGGCCACUGCCCAAGAUGACAUUACUGGGGAUGGAACAACUUCCAACUGUCUUAUUAUUGGAGAAUUACUCAAGCAAGCGGAUCUCUAUGUAUCUGAGGGUGUACAUCCAAGACUUAUAACAGAGGGUUUCGAGAUUGCGAAAGAAGAGGCUUUGAAAACGCUGGAUAAAGUCAAACUAUCCAAAGAAAUGGAUAGAGAUACAUUAAUCAGCGUUGCAAGUACAUCACUGCGAACUAAGGUGCAUGCUGAGUUAGCCGAUAUAUUAACAGAGGUAAUUGUUGAUGCGGUUCUGGCAAUCAAGCAGUCGUCUGAGGCUAUCGAUCUUCAUAUGAUUGAGAUUAUGCAAAUGAUGCAUCGAAGCGACACUGAUACUCAACUAAUCCGUGGUUUAGUGAUGGAUCAUGGCGCUAGACACCCUGACAUGAAAAAGAGAGUUGAUAAUGCUUUUAUUCUGACAUGUAAUGUAUCUAUGGAGUAUGAAAAAAGUGAAGUAAAUGCAGGAUUCUUUUACAAGUCGGCAGCAGAAAGAGAAAAACUAGUGGAAGCUGAAAGACAGUUUACUGAUGAAAAAGUAAAAAAAGUUAUUGAACUAAAAAAAAAAGUAUGUGACACUGAUGACAAAGGUUUUGUAGUCAUCAACCAAAAGGGAGUUGAUCCAUUAUCACUUGAUAUGUUGGCUAAGGAAGGCAUCGUGGCAUUGAGACGUGCAAAGAGACGUAAUAUGGAGAGACUUGCACUAGCAUGUGGUGGCAUGGCUAUGAAUUCUGUAGAUGAUAUGACUCCUGAUUGUCUAGGAUUUGCUGGACAAGUAUACGAACAUGUACUAGGUGAAGAUAAAUAUACUUUUAUAGAAGAUUGCAAGAAUCCCCAGUCUGUAACUAUACUGAUAAAAGGACCUAAUAAACAUACAUUAACACAAAUAAAGGAUGCCAUACAUGAUGGACUUAGAGCUGUGAAAAACGCUAUCGAAGACGCUGCUGUGGUUCCUGGUGCUGGUGCCCUGGAAAUGGCUAUUCAUGAUGCACUGACGAAGCAUAAGGCUAGUGUCAAAGGUCGUGCUCGACUUGGCGUACAGGCAUUUGCUGAUGCUAUGCUGGUGAUUCCCAAGACGUUGGCAACUAACUCGGGUUUUGAUCCACAAGAAACAAUAGUGAAAUUACAAGAAGAUUUCACGGAUAUCAGUCACCCUGUUGGUUUGGAUGUAAAUUCAGGUGAGGCUUUAAUUCCAGCAGACCAUGGUAUAUGGGAUAAUUAUUGUGUUAAAAAACAGUUACUUCAUUCUUGCACCGUAAUCGCUAGUAACCUAUUAUUGGUGGAUGAAAUUAUGAGAGCUGGUAUGAGGUCCCUGAAAGGAGACUCUUAAAUAGCUACAAUCAAAUUGGCCUCUACUCCGUGGUGUAUUAGCGUCUGUAUUGUCUUCUCACAGUCGUUCGUCUUUGGAUACGCUACAAUUACAAUGUACUGUAUCUUAUUCCUAUCUAGUCCUUAUCAGAUGUAGCCCAAAACGGGGUCGUCGUCUUUGUGUGUAAAUGCAGCUGCUUCAGAAUGCCGAAUUACUCCAUAUCUCGCAAAUCUCAACAUUUUACCAUCGCUAUUUAUGCAAAUUUAAUCACUUGUCAAUGUCGGCAAGCCUGGUAAAUACUGUGUAAUUUCUUUCAAUAGCAAUAUGUAUUUAUAUCAUGAUUUGCCUAUAUGACCUACUACUUUACAUUUUGUCUUUGUAUUUUUUUUUAUAAAUAUUAAAAUGAGGUUCAAAGUUCA